GAUUCGUGCGCUUGAGGAUAUUCUUCCAACUCCGAUCCUGUCACAUCCUGCAACUGGACGAACUAUGUGGGCAUCGUUUGUCCUACUCGCUCUCCUGAUUUGUGUCGCGUCUCGGAUAUCCAAGUUCCUCGAUGGCUUGAAGAAAGUUGGGUAUCUUCCGGGAUUCCGAUGCGCAUUUGCAUCAAUGUCUUUCCCCGGGUCCAUGCUGCCCACGAACUACUUCAAUCCAGGUUUUGACUGGUGUUGGAAGUGGAAGCAUAUCGUCUACACCCGCUCGAUAGACGUCGCGAAGCAGAUCCUGUGCAGUCCUCAAGGCUACUGGAAAGAUCCUGAGCAUGUUGCACCCCUCACGAUCUGGGGCGACAGUCUUCUUACCGUGAAUCACGAUGUGCAUAGGAAGCAUCGAAGGAUUGUCGGUCCCGCGUUUAACGGCUCAAGGCAGGCUCUUUUAAGGCUCUCUAUUUACACUCUGGUUGCGCAAGAAACUUCACGCCUUUAUGCGGAUAUGAUGGAAAGCGAAGGCUGGUGCAAACAAGCAACAGUGAAUCUGGAACCGAUAAAUCCUCACCUUGGCAAGUUCACCCUAGGCGUAAUAUCUCGAUGCGGAUUCGGACUUCCAUUCCCUUGGACUAGCGAUACUGCUGAGGGCAUGUCUUUCGACCGUGCCUUGACAGUUGUAUCCGCCGGGACUAUCCUACGACUGAUUGUUCCCCGCUGGGCAUACAAGUUGCCGAUCAAGAGGCUCCACGAGAUCGACGAGGCUUUCACCAACUUGGCGGCUUUCAUGCGGACUUUCGUCUCAGAUAAGAAGGCCGAGCUCGCGACGAAAGGCGACGGAACCGGUGGCCUGAAGGGUGACCUAUUCACCCGAUUAGUUGCGGCUAGCGAGGCCGAAGGGAAGAAUGGGCUAGAGGAUCAGGAGCUCGGGGUAUUAUGUAGUGGUAACCCGCCUGUCGCUAAUGAAGAUCCAGAGACAACUGCGCACGUCCUGCAAGCGUGUCUUGCCAUGCUGGCUCUUCAGCCAGAGGAGCAGGAAGUAUGCUAUGAGAAUAUUACCCGGGUACUGGGGGAAAGCCGAGACCCGACUCUGGAGGAUUUCGAUGCGUUGGAUAAAGUAGUCGCAUGCUUCCAAGAAGCCGCACGGAUGUUCCGUACGUGA
Molecule: messenger RNA, 1159 nt
Organism: Gloeophyllum trabeum ATCC 11539
Lineage: Eukaryota; Fungi; Basidiomycota; Agaricomycetes; Gloeophyllales; Gloeophyllaceae
Product: cytochrome P450
Exons: 9
Coding region: 65-1159 (364 amino acids)
Molecular function (GO): oxidoreductase activity, acting on paired donors, with incorporation or reduction of molecular oxygen; iron ion binding; heme binding
Source: RefSeq, a predicted model, not a curated record